GAUGCUGCUCUUGGCAUGCGGCUCAACUUGUUAGCUUGAGGAUUUAGCGCCUCGCUCAUUCUUCUGGGGCGCACAACGCACGGGCGAGGUGAUCUCGUACCAACUUCCCUUAUCGCCAUGGCUUCAGACGAUGAGGGAGGCUUGGACCUCUUCCAGGAGCCUGCUGACUAUUUCAAGCCAGAGAAGGAGGCGACUUUCGCUACGCACAAGCUGUUAUCAGGCAGAGAAUUUACUGUGCGAUUGGUCGGUCAUAAUCCGCUGUGGGGGCACUUUCUCUGGAACGCUGGUCGAACGAUAUCGGCUCAUCUGGAAGAGCAUGCAGGUGAACUGGUGCAGGGGAAGUCAGUGCUCGAACUCGGUGCGGGGGCUGGACUUCCCAGCCUUGUCUGCGCCAUCAAUGGAGCCUCGCAAGUGGUCGUAACGGACUACCCCGAUGCUGAAUUAAUUGAGAAUCUCCGGUACAACAUUGAUCAUUGUGAUCUGUUGCCUACGCCAAGGAAGAUUGCUGCAGAGGGCUAUCUAUGGGGUGCAUCGACGGAGACUGUGACAAGUCAUCUGACCAGCGAUGCCGCCUUCGACGUGCUCAUCCUCGCAGAUCUUCUGUUCAACCACUCCGAGCACGCGAAACUCCUCAAGACAGUGGAACUGACCCUGAAGAAGGCACCGGGGUCAAAAGCCUACGUGUUCUUUACGCCGUACCGACCCUGGCUACUCGAGAAGGACCUCGCGUUCUUCGACUUGGCCUGUGAGGCUGGCUUUACUGUCGUCAAGACUCUGGAAAAAGUCAUGGACAAGGUGAUGUUCGAGGAAGACCCGGGCGAUGAGCUUCUUCGCCGCACAGUGUACGGGUACGAGCUCACGUGGUCAACUUGAGGCGAUACCAAGAGCAAGAGCAAGAGCAGACGAGAUCGAAUCGAUAACCGAAGUCAGACUGACGCUGGGGUGAUUUGUGCUGUUUCGCCAAGAGCACCUUUCUCCACGUGCAAGCGUUGAAUAUGGCCGAGAAGCUCUAUCGUUCGUUGUGGGGAAUAUCGCCGCCGACGAAUGUACGGAAACCGAGGACUUAGAG
Messenger RNA from Didymella exigua CBS 183.55, 1069 nucleotides. RefSeq lists its product as uncharacterized. Lineage: Eukaryota; Fungi; Ascomycota; Dothideomycetes; Pleosporales; Didymellaceae. The record is from RefSeq and is a predicted model, not a curated record. Bases 118 to 873 code for a protein of 251 amino acids. Gene Ontology annotation, biological process: peptidyl-lysine dimethylation. Gene Ontology annotation, molecular function: protein-lysine N-methyltransferase activity. The transcript is spliced from 4 exons.